Molecule: messenger RNA, 1269 nt
Organism: Vespa crabro (European hornet)
Lineage: Eukaryota; Metazoa; Arthropoda; Insecta; Hymenoptera; Vespidae
Product: splicing factor U2af 38 kDa subunit-like
Exons: 5
Coding region: 111-833 (240 amino acids)
Biological process (GO): mRNA splicing, via spliceosome
Cellular component (GO): U2AF complex; spliceosomal complex
Molecular function (GO): metal ion binding; pre-mRNA 3'-splice site binding
Source: RefSeq, a predicted model, not a curated record
GCAAGGCUGUAGACCAGUCGUAUGUUUAGCGUCCCUCAAGAAUGAAAAUCGUGAAUAAGAAGUAGAUAAAUAGUUUUUACAUUUUUUUAUGCAAUCAAUAGAGAUUCGUAAUGGCCGAAUAUUUGGCAUCGAUCUUUGGCACAGAAAAGGAUAAGGUAAAUUGUUCGUUUUACUUCAAAAUCGGUGCUUGCCGACACGGAGAUAGAUGUUCACGUAUUCAUAACAAGCCAACAUUUAGUCAGACGUGUCUACUACAGAAUCUUUACGUCAAUCCACAAAAUUCUGCUAAAAGUGCGGAUGGUUCUCAUUUGGUGGCAAAUGUAUCGGACGAAGAAAUGCAAGAACAUUACGACAACUUUUUUGAAGACGUGUUCGUAGAGUGCGAGGAUAAAUAUGGAGAAAUUGAGGAAAUGAAUGUUUGCGACAAUUUAGGAGAUCAUCUGGUAGGGAAUGUUUACAUUAAAUUUCGUAGAGAAGAAGACGCAGAGAGAGCAGUUAACGAUCUAAAUAAUCGUUGGUUUGGUGGUAGACCAGUUUAUGCAGAAUUAUCUCCUGUUACCGAUUUUCGAGAAGCUUGCUGUCGUCAGUACGAAAUGGGUGAAUGCACUCGAUCUGGAUUUUGUAAUUUCAUGCAUUUGAAACCUAUUUCAAGGGAACUUCGUCGAUACUUGUACAGUCGUAAAAAAGGAGGAAAAAUUCGAUCUAGAUCUCGUUCUCGGUCUCGGGGACGCGAUCGUAAACGUAGAUCUCGAUCUCGCGACAGAAGAUCCAGAUCGAAGGAUCGUAAAAGACGAGACGAUAAAGGCAGGGAUGGGCGAUCUGGACGUUAUUAAUAAUUAUUCUUUAAUAAUUUUUACAUACAUAAUACAUCGUGCAUUUAAUUCGAAUACUUGAUCAUGACUAUCAGGUAUCUUUAUUGCAUAGUGUGCAAGUUUCAAUCGAUCCUUGCGACCAUGUAAAUUUGACCAAAUGAAAGAAAAAGAUUUAUGAAUAUAUUACAUAUUGUAGAGAAAGCAACGCGAUAAUUUAGAUUAUUGUUUUUAUAUUUUUUAUUGAAGGAUAGUAAAAAAAGGAUUUUAUAUUAAUCCCAUAUAAUAUGUAAUCAAUGGAACAUGUAGUAUAAUAUUAUGAUGACAAAUAUUAAUCUUAAGCUUUUCACGUGAACUGUAUAUUAUUAAUUGUGCAAUCUUGAUAAGGACACGCACAAGUUUGUUUAUACUUUUGUAGAAAGGAAAAGUCAUGCAAUACGAUCAAAUUCUGAUAUGAAAA